AUGUGUAUGCAAGGAAGUGAUAGUUUUAUACUUGCUUGUCUCCAGGUAUGGUUCCAGAACCGCAGAGCAAAAUGGCGGAAACAACAGAAACAGCAAGGAAAAGACAUAACCAUCACACAAGCCUUGCACUCCGCCAACGCCAAAAGUGGUGUUAGCGGCACAAUGAGCAACCCAGGGGCGACGAGUGUAGGAGCCGCUCUUUCAGGGCUCAGCCUUCCCAACAUCCCGCCACUGCCCAAUAUGGCGUUGCCAAGCAUGUAUUUCCAUAGCAACAUGGCUGCCGCAGCCGGUAUGGAAUGGCCAGGACCGCCUAUAGGAAGCUCGCUUGGCCCGCCGCAGACUUCCAUGGCUUCGUAUAUGACAACACCCGGGGCCGCCUCCAAAUGUGACAACAGACUACUGCAUACGUCAUCAGGAAGAGCAGUGUGUGACAGCAAUGGAUCAAUGAUGAACACUUCUUGCCUGCAGGCCGGAGGAGGAGCAAUAGCUGCAGCAGCAGCAGAAUACAGGACAUCAGAAAUGACAAGUGGUGCAGCCAGUUUGUCACAACUCCGCCUCAAAGCAAAAGAACACUCCCAGUUUUUGGUGACAUCUCAGUGAGAUUUCCACUACACUGCUAGCAGAGUCACCGCCAUCAACAUACUGGUAUACACCACACCACCACACACACAUAUAUAUACAUAUAUAUAUAUAUAUAUUGUAUUACAACCAUUCAUUUAUUUUUAUUUUCUGGUGUUUUUAACAUUAUAUUAUCAUUAUUAUUAUUAUUAUUAUGAUUUAUACAUAUUUUUUGCCGUGCCAUGUGUUCUUAGUUUAAGCACAGUUAAUGAAUAAAAUUAUUGCUGUGAAAAGAAAAAUUUCUUUCAAUUUUUGCUUCCAAGAGAUUUGACUGUUGUCUGUUCAUAGAA
This is a messenger RNA of Octopus sinensis (East Asian common octopus), 908 nucleotides long. Its product is annotated as homeobox protein ARX-like. Gene Ontology annotation, molecular function: DNA-binding transcription factor activity, RNA polymerase II-specific; RNA polymerase II transcription regulatory region sequence-specific DNA binding. The record is from RefSeq and is a predicted model, not a curated record. The transcript is spliced from 3 exons. Bases 1 to 600 code for a protein of 199 amino acids. Gene Ontology annotation, biological process: regulation of transcription by RNA polymerase II. Lineage: Eukaryota; Metazoa; Mollusca; Cephalopoda; Octopoda; Octopodidae.